AUGCUUGGUCUCUUCUCUCUCUUCAUAGCGUUGGCUGCGGCUUACCCUGCUCGGGGGCCAUGUACAGGAGACUGCUGGGCGCAUGACCCUGCUAUGAUCCAGCGCGAGUCCGAUGGCAAGUACUUCCGUUUCUCCACUGGAGAUGGUGUCAUCACUCAGACGUCCUCGUCCCUCAAGGGACCUUGGACAAGAGUCGGUGCUGCUUUGCCCAAUGGCUCGAACAUCAACCAAGACGGAUUGAACACCACCGAUAUCUGGGCUCCUGACGUGCACUAUUCCGAUGAGCUUUACUACAUGUACUACGUGUUGUCAAAGAUUGGCACUCAAACAUCUGAGAUUGGUGUAGCCACAUCAAAGACCAUGGAGCCCGGUUCCUGGACUGAUCACGGUAUUGUUGGCAUCCCCGCCAAUGACGACUACAACCGUAUCGACCCCAACUGGAUCAGCAUCGGCGGCAAGCAAUAUCUUCAAUUCGGUUCUUUCUGGGAAGACAUCUUCCAAGUUGAAUUGACGAGCGCCCUGAAAGUUGGCUCCAACACCCCGUACCAGAUCGCCUACAAUGCCUCCCUGAACCACCGUAUCGAAGGAUCCUUCCUCUACGAACACGGCGACUACUACUACCUCUUCUUCAGCUCUGGUAUCGCAGGAUCAUACACAGCGACCUACCCCGCUACAGGCGCAGAGUACAGUAUCCGUGUCUGUCGAUCCAGCAGUGGAACCGGUAGCUUCGUGGACAAAGCUGGCACUGAAUGUACCAAGUCCGGCGGCACAAUGCUAUUGGCUAGCCACAACCAGGUCUACGGCCCAGGUGGAGAGGGUGUGCUCACUGACAAGUCUCUCGGGCCCGUGCUCUACUACCACUACUAUCCCCUUUCUAUCAAGGAAGAUGGCGGUGAAGGCACAGCUGGCUACCGGUACGGAUGGGACAAGCUCGGUUUCGAGGAUGGGUGGCCGGUUGUUGAGGCUGCUUAA
Penicillium angulare is the source of this 972-nucleotide messenger RNA. RefSeq lists its product as uncharacterized. Gene Ontology annotation, biological process: carbohydrate metabolic process. The record is from RefSeq and is a predicted model, not a curated record. Lineage: Eukaryota; Fungi; Ascomycota; Eurotiomycetes; Eurotiales; Aspergillaceae. The transcript is spliced from 4 exons. The coding region runs from base 1 to 972 and encodes 323 amino acids. Gene Ontology annotation, molecular function: arabinan endo-1,5-alpha-L-arabinosidase activity.